GGGGCAAAACCGCAACGGGAACAACUCGUGAAAAAAGCAACACUGGGCCGAGGUUGGCGUCUAUAAUGGCGCUGAGCGGGAGCGUUAGCGGCAAAGCGCUGGCGCGGGAGCGGCAAAAAUGUCCCGUUCCGGGCGACUACGUUGCGUCCAUGUGCGUGCGCGAUGCCGUUGAGCAGUCGAACGGCAAGUUCCCUAGCUUCCGCGAGCCUCGCGAGAUCGGCAACUUCUCGCUUGUGGGUGAGCAGCGCGACUACGUGGACGGUGCCGCGCAGAUAAAGUAUCUGCGCAUGCCGAACCAGCGGCACCGGCUCAUGUGGGACCUGAACCGUGGCUACGAAGUGGCAGUGCGCAGGGACCGCUCGGUGAACGAAAGGCUGGACAACCUGCUGCGAUGGAUCCUCCGCAACAAGGACAAGUUCCUACUGAGCUCCGCUGCGAGGCCAUCGGGCGAGCCGCCCGCCGAAACCCAAAGCCUCCACACGGACUUUGUCUGCUAUCGGGGCCUGCUGACGCGACUGGCGUGCACAGCGUACGAGGCACGUGAGGACUGGCUGCUGGCAGCCUGCCGCUUUCGUGGCAGCAUCUACCUGUGCGCCUUCGAGACAGACGCAGAGCGCAGGCGGCGUCUCGAGGAUGCAGCCGACCCUCGCCGUGACCGCAUGUCCUUCUGGGGCUACAAGUUUGAGCAGUACAUGGUCAGUGUGGAGCCCGAGGGUGUGCCCGACGUGGAUGCGGUGGUGAACGAGUGCGAGGAGUACUGCAUCGUGGUGCGCAGUCGGCUCGAGUCGCACUCGCUCGUGUUUGGGGCCGAGGUAGAUGGUGUCGAUCCCCGGGUGCACAGGCACGGUCGGCAGUCGCAACCGGGCUCCACCGGAUGCUACAUUGAGCUCAAGACAUCGCGGGAUUGCCUGUCUGAACAGCAGUACCGCAACUUCUGCCGCUUCAAGAUGCUCAAAUGGUGGGCACAGUCCUUCCUGGUGGGCAUUCCACGUGUGCUGUGUGGCUUCCGGGACGACAACGGCGUUGUAGGCACCCUCGAAGAGCUCGAUGUCCGCGAGAUGACCCACAGGGCCAAGGGCAUGUGGUCGGGUGCGGUGUGCAUGAACUUCUGCAACCAGCUGCUGUCCUUCAUUAAGAAGCACGCCACACAAGACGACCCAGAGGUGGUCUACCUGUUCCAGUACCUGCCAUCAUCACGCGAGAUCGUCUGUACGCAUCUCGCAGAUCCUGGGGAGUUUGCUGUGCUUCCCGACUGGUACCUGCAGGCAUUCGAUGCCAUGUGAUGUGCACCUUUCAGAUGCUUGCUAUGACUGCGCUGCAAUGACUGACAAGUUCUCUGAGCGCACAUUGUGCCACGUCUUGUCGCUCUCUUCCCAGAAGUGCUGGCAUCUCAAGUCAAGUGUUGACCAAGGCUGUUCUUAAGAACAGACAGUGCAGCAGACAGCAAAUGCAGGAAUGCUUGAUUUUGCAGCUGUUCAAUACAAGAGUGCGUACUGCUUGUUGUGCAGAUACCAUAGAUCCUAAUUAUAUAAUUAUGUCACAUCUCACACAAAAAUAACUUGAUUAUAUUCAUCUUCCUUUUUACACAUAGCUCUUACGCUGCAAUAGCAGCAAACCAAUUUUUAAUUUACUUCUGUACAUGCACUAAUUCAUUACAUUCAUGUUUAUUUACCGAGGUUCAACUGUAGUAGUGCACACAACUUUGUUUGCAUUAUUGCUGGCUUGUUUCUUCCUAAAUUUCACACAGGGUUUUGCAGCAAGUUUAGCCUAACGACACAAGCAUUUUUUGCCUGUACUGUUCGCAAUAAAGCAAAGUGUGCAUCGUUUGCUGCAACGAAACGGUCGUGUUAUUUGGCACUGAGCCUUGGCCGUGACUGCGUUGUGUUGGCACCAGUUCGUUUUCACCGCUAGCAUGAAGGUGCGUUCUCUUUGAACCACUCACGUACCAUUUGUGAGGAAAAAUACGGCCUUGAUUCUUGGUUUUCUUUCUCCACAUUUUGUGUGUCCUCACAGAGGUACGAAAAAGCGAAAAAUAUAUACUUAAUCUGUACCUUGGGCAACAGACAAUUGCUUUUUGCAUUUGUGUAUACGCAAUCUGCACGUUUGCAGAGUAUGCAGAGUAAAACAUUGGAAAUUUCGUCAAGUCUGCCCGACAUGCUGAAAAAAUUAGCAUCGCUAGGUAUAAGAUUUUCUCAUUAUUAUCGUUGCUACUGUUGCAUGAAAUGAGGUGGCAGUGCUGCUGCAUUUCCGUGAUGUUGUGCUUUACAGCUCGCCUAUGCAUGACACCUUGCAUGUGAUACCAAAGAAACUGAUUUCCGAUUGAAUUUAGCAUGUACAUGGUGGUGCCACAUUUUCCUCUUUGCCAGCGCAUCUUCUGCUUUCUGGGCCUGCAACACUGUCGAUCUGGCAUCACUUCUUGCAGCAAACUGCACAUAAAGCAGUUUGCAAUACGCAGUCUGCGUGAGCAUGGCCUCCGAGAUUGGGCACUUCACAGAUUGCCACGUAUCUUGGACGUGUGAGGUUCUUCCUUUCACGAGCAAAAAGUGUGGAUCUCAGAGGAAGGUCCUGUAAAUAUUUGCCAGCCGUGUUAAUUCUAGACUGCCAAUGCCUACAGCUGCAGAGGUGCGUUAUAAAUCGUAGCUGCAAACUUUUCUUUUUUAAAAGCAUUUCCAUGUUACAAAUUGCUCAGGCACCAGGUAGUAUGCAUGCAAAGUAAAUGUCACGAAAACACCUGUAUUUAUUGGGUAUUUGUCUGUUCACUUGCAUGUGGUAUCUUUAAUGAACACGCAGGGAUGAAAAAAAAAGUUUUAUUACACUAACAUAUGAGUAAUGUAUAAAAUGAAACGUUCAGUGGUAUCCAUGCCUUCGACCAAGACCAUAAAGCCACAUUUCUGUAUUCCGCUUCCCUUUCUUUAACUUGUUCUCACACUCUUAUAUCUUAAAGCUCAGACAUAUACUGGCCAAGAAUAAAAGCAAGUUGCAUUCAGGUUUACCACUACUUGUACACUCAUGCUUGAGCAAUUUACCUUAGAAAAAAAUCUUUUGGCUCUUUAUGCAAAACAGCAUGCAAUUAACGCAGGUACUGUGCCACUGUGUUAAUGUUCGCGACUUUGUGCAUUUAGCCAUAAAAGUCUAUGGCAUGAGUUCGCCCACAGACAGAUUUCUGCACUGUAAAGAGGAAGUGCUUUUACUUUAAUGUUUUUUUAAUUUAAUCUUCAUCCCAGCAGUCUACAGGGGUCAAAGGUUUUCAUCCAGCUGUCAUUUGUAAGCCCUUGUUUGAUUUUUUUUCACUCUUUGCGUGCAUUGGUGCAUUCUACCUCUUCUUUUUUCUUACAAUGCACCAACUUACCCAGACGUUGUAUUUUUUAAUCUGAGAUUGAGUGCACAGAAAGCUUUCCAGCAAAUUUUAUGUCCCAUAAACUUUCAUAGCCGAUUGCGCAGCAGUUUGUGGUGUGCAGUGAAAAAUAAAUUCGUUAGGUGUGGCACGCAGUGCGAAACACAUUUGAGACACCUUAUUGACAAGCUUCAAAAAUGCUGAGUGAACGCAUUAUCUGAGGUUGCGGCGACUUGGGAGCGUUCUCUGAAUUUUACUGAGCAAUGAUCAUCGGCAGUGGCAAGCGCACAUUAAUUGAUGGCACUCUGGCUUGUUAUCACUUCAAGGCAGGAAAAGAAGUAUUGAUUUGUAGCAGCCUGGUUACUAACUUCAUCACCGCAAACUGGCUGCACAGGCAUUGUUAAUAUUUACUCUUCUGCAGUGUUGAAACCUCAGCAAUAAAAUUUUGCUGAAGUUCUGGCCAUUGGGAAGAUACUUGACUUUCUGGUAAAGGCUCUUGGCACAGCAUGGGUGAACCAGCAUAACGCAUAUUUUGACAUGUAAGCAACCAGAUAGAGUACAGACAAAUACGUACUUUGUACAUUUUCGAACAGCUUCAUACAGAUCGAGCGGAGUCGCCGCCUGGCAGCUUCUGGCUGAACCGCGCCUAUUGUGGAUUGCGCCAUGCGUCGUCUGCUAGCCACGUUGUGUUUGCAUGUGUGCAUACAUCAUGCAGGUCCUCAAAAAGCGGUUUGUUCCAUUGCGUUAGUGCAACUUUAAUCACUCGUACGUAUGCCUAACACGAUGUAAAGAAGCAUUCGGCCUUGAUCGGUUGCAUAUGCACUGUAAUAAGAUCAGUGAGUGCACUUGUCGAGAGUGCUGUCUGUGGCCGCUGUACCCUCCGUUCACGAGGGUCAUAUCAGUGGUUCAAGCGCAUUGCAGAGGGCACUUGGCAUUGUCCAAGAUGAGAAGUAUUAAAUGUCAUGUGAAUAUAGCCUUUUAGCGGCUCGGUGGUAAAAAAAAGGCUCUCAUGAGCUUGCGCGUUGUGGUUAGGUGUAUAUAACUUCGGGACUGUCGUUUAUAGGUUAGGCGACGAGCUUUAGUUACGUACGGUCCUCGUCCCACUACAGAGAAAUAUUUCUGUCAAGUCAUAUGUGACACUUCGGUACUUAAAUUGUCCCCUAAAAAGAACAGAAAAUUGAAUGACACGAAAUCGCAAAACUGAGUUGCCUUGCGCAAUUUUAACUUGUGGCGAAAUUUAUACAAAAACACCCGUGUACUUAGAUUAAGGUAUGCGUUAAAGAGCCCUGAUGGUCAAAAUUAAUCCAAACGGCGUACUUUACAUUUAUGUUGUAGUAAUUUCACGCGAAGCCACAUCUUUUUUUCUUUACAUUAUCUUGAGCGUUUGUGUUGUGUUGUUAUAGAGUGACGGAAGGCAGCGGAUAUUAUUCGCAUGAAAAAACGUACGUUGGUCCCGUGAAAUAACCGGGCUUUUGUUCCAUUACUGUAGUGCAACUAAUAAAUCGAAGAAAGUUCCGUGCUGUACAGUUACCUUUGUGUAUUGUUACUGGAAUAAAAACAAGCGUGUGCGUGUUAAACGUCUCCGUAGCGCUAAAGCGCGGUCAGCCACAUAGCUUUCCUCAGUAAACCUAUCAACUGUCCUACAUUUCAUGGAGCUGAAUAAGGAAUGCGGAUGAAUAUUUUAAUACGCAGGGCACAAAGUGCUGUUUGAACUCAUCGUGCAGGGAUACGGGCUUUCUUUUUGUUGUGGGGUAUCCAGAUGAACAAGAAGUAAAUACUUAAUUCAGUCGCACUAAAACAGUGCAUAGUAGGUGGAACACAAGCUGAACACGUAAAAAUAAAACAACAAAAAAACGUCCACCAUUUCGAAGACGUCGACUGUUGCCGAAGGCGAGCAACCCGUUCGUUGGCAGGAUGCGCUUCUCUCACAAGUAACAGUAACGUUCCGUGCGCUUCGUGCAUUAAUUCAGGAAUGAAGAGCGCGCACAUUACCAGAAAGCUGCAGUCAAUGCAUUUUGUUUGCCGGAAAUCGGGUCAAAUCGCUCACAACGAAGUGCUGUUGUGUGAAUUUGUGUACGCGCCGACAACCGCCUAUCCACACUAGCACGGCGACGGUGCUGCCACCUGUAGCCCGAUCUCGCGGUGAAUAGGGAACCCAAGCUCAAGUUUGCGGCGCGACGACAGCGCUGCGCUGCGGCUCUGGAGAGAAGCUCUGGUGCAACUGGGGGCAUGUGCGGCCGACUUAGCCUGUUUGUCGGCAGCGGGAACACGUUCGCACACGUGCCCGCGUGUUCCUCAGUCGGUGCAGGGAACUGGAGCGCCGUGCCGGCAGCUUGGUACGCUGAACCGAGAGGCUUGCUGUGCAAAGCUGCAUUUCCGUGUUGGCAGAAGCAACCCCGCGGAAGCGAGGUCCGAAGUAUUGCUGUGUCAUAGGCUGCCACAACAGUGCAGACAACACCAAGGCACGCGAUUCACGCGUGAAACUCUAUCGGUUCCCGGGCAUGUCGCACAAGAAAUAAAGGCGACAAGUAUGGAUCACUGCAGUAGGGAGAAUCAAGUACAUGAAGCACACACAGCAGCUGUAGCAGAAUGUGUUAACACGGAGCACUGAUGACUGAUGGAAUCUUUUUUUUUUUGUCGUACUGAUCAUUUACUACUUACAAGCUCCUUGUUAAUGAGUGUAAUAUUGUAUAGUUGCUCACAACAGUGUGUAUAUAAACGGUGCAGAAAGAAAGAUAAAUAUUGCACCGUUAUAUAUUAUAUAUCUGCACCAAAUCACUCAACUGUUCACUUACGCUCAUGUGGCAUUAAUCUGUGAACUGUGUUGAUCAUUGCCUUGUGGACAGUGGCCUUGAAGUGUACACACAGUAUAUAUGUGACAUCAGUUGAUGACAGACUGAGAGGUUGUAUGAUAUUGCAAGUCAUUGUUUUUUCACUUGUGCCAACUGUAACAUGCUCAUUUGACAAUAAACAUUUUUCCACAUUCGA
Messenger RNA from Rhipicephalus sanguineus (brown dog tick), 6322 nucleotides. RefSeq names its product decapping and exoribonuclease protein (gene Rai1). Bases 66 to 1283 code for a protein of 405 amino acids. Gene Ontology annotation, biological process: nuclear-transcribed mRNA catabolic process; NAD-cap decapping. The transcript has 6 exons. The record is from RefSeq and is a predicted model, not a curated record. Gene Ontology annotation, molecular function: mRNA 5'-diphosphatase activity. NCBI's taxonomy places the organism in Eukaryota, Metazoa, Arthropoda, Arachnida, Ixodida, Ixodidae. Gene Ontology annotation, cellular component: cytosol; nucleus.